GGGUCCAGGCGGCGCUGGUCACACACUUGUCGCUGGCGCUCAGGGGCCCGGCUCCUCGCCCCUCCCCCACAGGCUCCGCACUAUUUUGGGUGGUGUAGACCCCGCCCCCACCUCCGACCGGGCCCUGGCUCUCCAGGCAGCUGGAGGGGUCGCUGCUGUGUUGGGGCUGCACCUCGGACCAGGGCCACCAACGCUUCUGCAGCCAUGUCGGGCCGCUCUGUGCCACAUGCCCACCCGGCCACCACCGAGUACGAAUUUGCCAACCCCAGCCGCCUGGGAGAGCAGCGCUUCGGAGAAGGACUCCUGCCGGAAGAGAUCCUGACCCCCACCCUCUAUCACGGCUACUAUGUCCGGCCCCGGGCCACCGCAGCUAGGGAGGGCAGCAGGGCAGGGGCCUCUGAGCUUAGGCUCAGUGAGGGCAAGUUUCAGGCGUUUUUGGACGUCAGCCACUUUACCCCAGAUGAGGUGACCGUGAGGACUGUGGAUAACCUGCUGGAGGUGUCUGCCCGGCACCCCCAGCGCCUGGACCGCCACGGCUUCGUGUCCCGAGAGUUCUGCCGCACCUAUGUCUUGCCUGCUGAUGUGGACCCCUGGCGGGUCCGCGCUGCUCUCUCCCAUGAUGGCAUCCUUAACCUGGAGGCACCUCGGGGUGGCCGACAUUUGGACACAGAGGUCAAUGAAGUCUACAUCUCCCUGCUCCCUGCACCUCCUGAUCCCGAGGAAGAGGAGGAGGCAGCCAGUGUGGAGCCCGAGUGCCAUGGAGCCAGCACGCAGUGAACCCCUUCCUACCUCCCACGGUGAUAUGAGCAGCUGCCCACCACCCCAGAGGUAGCAGCACCCUUGGGGGAAGGGAAGAGUGCAUGGCCCACAAUGUAUGGUUUGGUCCCUUGAGACAUGUCAUAGCCUUCGGUUUAGUUCUGGGUGGAGCUGAAUAAACCCAAAUUUC
Ailuropoda melanoleuca (giant panda) is the source of this 946-nucleotide messenger RNA. RefSeq names its product heat shock protein family B (small) member 2 (gene HSPB2). Gene Ontology annotation, cellular component: cytoplasm; nucleus. Gene Ontology annotation, molecular function: structural constituent of eye lens. NCBI's taxonomy places the organism in Eukaryota, Metazoa, Chordata, Mammalia, Carnivora, Ursidae. Gene Ontology annotation, biological process: response to heat; protein refolding; negative regulation of apoptotic process. The record is from RefSeq and is a predicted model, not a curated record. The coding region runs from base 205 to 777 and encodes 190 amino acids. The transcript has 2 exons.